AUGGGAUCAACAAAUUCGAGACCACCGAAUUUGAGUCCGGGGGAUAUUAAGAAACUUAUAAUUUACCCAAAUGGAAUAGAAAUAGACGAAGGAUACGUGUCGGUAUACUUGGCCAUUGUGGAUUAUGGUGGCUUGCCUGUAGGCUGGGAGGUGAAUGUCGUCUUCACGAUAUGCUUGUUUAAUCAGAUUUCCGGCAAUUAUCGCUAUUCACUAGGAAGAAGUCGGAGUUUUGGUGCAAUAAAGACAGAAUGGGGCUUCUCUAAGUUCAUUUCCAAGAAAGAACUUAACAAUGGAUACUACAUCAGCCACGACGACAAUUGUGUGUUUGGUGCUGAAGUUUUUGUAAACCAAAAAAAACCAAUCAUUCACUGUCUGUCUUUGAAGAAUGUUGUUGAUGCUCCCUUCAAGAAGGAAUGGAACAUUCCAAAGGCAAACUCCCUCAGCAACAAGCCCUCGGUGAAGAUGUACUGCAAGGCGGACACAAAUUAUGCUCUCACCAUUCGUGAUGGGAAAGUCGUUCUUGCACCCGCCAAUCCAUCUGAUCUUCGACAGCAAUGGACACAAAUUAAAUCUCGGGUGAAGGAUGAAGAAUGUUUCCCAAGCUUUGCUCUGGUGAACAAGGCGACUAGGCAGGCCAUCAAACACUCUAUUGCCGGCGCCAAUACGAUAUUUUCACCGAUCUACUGGCGGAAACCUCCGGCCUGGGAAGAAAGUAAUGUCGAUUACGAGUCCUCGAAAACCCCCUCGGCCUACCUGCCUCCUCGCCGGAGACGCUAUUUUUUUUCUUCCCGCCGGCGACAAAUCUCGAUCGUUGGAGGCGAAGACGGUCCCCAGAGCAGUGCAUCGUAUGUCAAUAGAGCGUCGGAUCUGAUGGCUUACCAGCGGGCUUCAUCAACGGCGGCACACAAUCGGCGCAGGGGCAUGAGAUAUCCCCUGGCUGAAGAUAUGAGGACUUGGAUUGAUGAGAGGGUUGAGAGUAUUUCUCCAAGUAAGCUACUGAAGUAUUGGUCAGUAAGCCAUCGGAGGUACUCCACCAAAGGCGGUUCCUUGAGGAACAUCAGAGGAAGAAGUAAGGGAUUUGGCCUUGGCCAGUUUAAUUUAGUUUGUGUUGCUUUGCUUACAGUAGCCAUUAUGGAAUCUAGAAAGGCUUCACCUGCUCAUUUGUUGGUCAAAAUUCAAUCAUUCUCGUCGUUUGAGAAGCAUGGGAUCAAGAAAUUUGAGACGACCAAAUUUGAGUCCGGAGGAUACAAGAAGCUUAUAAUUUACCCAAAUGGAAGGGAAAGAGAGGAAGGAUACGUCUCGGUAGACUUAGCCAUUGUGGAUUAUGGUGACUUGCCCGCAGGCUGGGAGGUUAAUGCCGUCUUCACCAUCUUCUUGUUUAAUCAGAUUACCGGCAAUUAUAGCUAUUCACCAGGAAGAAGUCGGAGUUUUGUUGCAAUAAAGACAGAAUGGGGAUUCUCCAAGUUCAUCUCCAAGAAAGAACUUAAUGAUCCUCACAAUGGAUACCUCAGCCACGAUGACAAUUGUGUUUUUGGAGCUGAAGUUUUUGUGAACGAAAAGAAACCGAUCAUUGAUUGUCUGUCUUUGAAGAAUGUUUUUGGUGCUUCCUACAGGCAAGAAUGGAACAUUCCCAACUUCUCUAAAUUGGGGAGUGAAUGGAUUUCACCGGAGUUCUCUGUCGAAGGCCAUAAGAGAGUGAUGAUGUAUAGAUAUGGAUGUGGAGAAGCUAGGGGACGCUUCUUAUCUCUCUUCUUAGUCUAUAUUCCUACUAAAGUUAACAACAUACGAUUGCACACGUGCUUUGCAAUCAGCAUGAAGAAUCAGCUUGACAGUAGACACAUGAGUGGAGUUCCUGCUGAAAGCCGUUUCUGGGGAUGGUUUUCAUUUAUUCAGCUUGAUGUGGUGAACAAUCCUAAUAAUGGCUUCAUCGUGAACGACUGUUUAGCCAUUAUGGAAACAAGAGAGGCUUCGCCCGCUCAUUUGUUGAUCAAAAUUCAAUCUUUCUCGUUGCUUGCGAAGCAUGGGAUCAAGAAAUUCGAGACCACUGAAUUUGAGUCCGGUGGAUACAAGUGGAAACUUAUAAGUUACCCAAAUGGAAUGGAAAGAGACAAAGGAUACAUGUCGGUGUACUUAGCCAUUGUUGAUUAUGGUGGCUUCCCCAAAGGCUGGGAGGUUAAUCACAGGGAACUCAAAGCAACCAUGGACUUCACACCAACAACAGAUGCUAUUAUGGAAACGACAGAGGCUUCACCUGCUCAUUUUUUGGUCAAAAUCAAAUCUUUUUCCUUGUUUGAGAAGCAUGGUAUCAAGAAAUUCAAGACGAGUGAAUUUGAGGCCGGGGGAUACAAGAAGCUUAAGAUUUAUCCAAAUGGGAGAGAUAUAGACGAAGGGUACAUGUCUGUGUACUUGGCCAUUGUGCAUGAUGGCUUGCCUGCAGGCUGGGAGGUGAAUGCCUUCUUCACAAUCUGCUUAUUUAAUCAGAUUUCCUGCAAUUAUCGCUAUUCACUGGGAAUAAGUCGGCGUUUUCUUGCAAUGAAAACCCAAUGGGGCUUCUCUAAGUUCAUUUCCAAGAAAGAACUUAACGAUCCUCACAAUGGAUUCCUCAGCCAUGACGACAAUUGUGUGUUUGGUGCUGAAGUAUUUGUGAAAGAAAAUAAAGCAGUCAUUGAUUGUCUGUCUUUGAUGAAAGUUGGUGAUGCUCCCUACAAGCGGGAAUGGAACAUUCCCAACUUCUCUAAAUUGGAGAGUGAAUGGAUUUCACCAGAGUUCUCUGUCGGAGGCCAUAAGUGGAGUAUGAAGAUGUAUAGAAAUGGAAUUGGAGAAGCCAAAGGACGCUUCUUAUCUCUCUUCUUAAACUAUAUUCCUAAGAAUGGUAACAAUGAACGAGUGCACACGUGCUUUACAAUCCGCAUGAAGAACCAGCUUAGCAGUGAACACCAAAGUAAAGUUGAUUCUCAUUGGUUUUCAGCUGUUGGAAACCUUGACUGGGGAUGGAAACCAUUUAUUGAGCUUGCUGUGGUGAACGAUUCUACUAAAGGCUUUCUUGUGAACGACAGCUGCAUUAUAGAAGUGGAGUUUCUGUCAACCGUGGCCCCACUUGCUCCAUUGCAUUCAAGUUUUCCGUUUAUGGCAUUGAUUGUGGCUCCGAAUCCUUUUCCAGUCGUUAUAAGAUUGUGGUAUCAGGAAGAGCCUUUUCUUGCAAUAAAGACAGAAUGGGGCUUCUCUAAGUUCAUUUCCAAGAAAGAACUUAACAAUGGAUACCUCAGCCACGACGACAAUUGUAUUGUCGUCGAAAAAAAAAAAAAAGCAAUCAUUGGUUGUCUGUCUUCGAAGAAUGUUGUUGAUGCUCCCCACAAGCGAGAAUGGAACAUUCCAAACUUUUCUAUAUUGGGGAGUGAAUGGGUUUCACCGAACUCUGUAGAAGGCUAUAAAUGGACUAUUAAGUUGCAUACAAAUGGAUAUGAAGAAGCUAGUGGACGCUUCUUAUCUCUCUUCUUAAACUAUAUUCCUAAGAAUGGUAACAAUGAACGAGUGCACACAUGCCGUACAAUCCGCAUAAAGAAUCAGCUUAGCAGUAAACACGAAAGUAAAGUUGGUUCUCGUUGGUUUUCAGCUGCUGCAAGCCUUAGCUGGGGAUGGCCUUCGUUUAUGUGUUUAGUGAUCCUAAUAAAGGCUUUCUCUACAUCUACUGUUCUUAUUUUAUCAAAAUUGUUUACUUUUGGAACAUCUUGUGUUGUAGCUUCUAAUCUGUUUUCAGAUCCUGGAAACCUUAAUUGGGGAUGGGCUUCAUUUAUUGAGCUUGCUGUGGUGAAUGAUCCUAAUAAAGGCUUUGUCGUGAACGACUGUUGUAUUAUACAAAGAUAUCUGUGCAAGCUAUUGCAAGCUCAGCCUGAUUUUUCUACAACCUUUUCAAACCAGACAGAAAGUAUUGUUACCCGGGUCAACUUGAAGUUGAUCACAGUAUUGCGUAUAGUACCGAACGCGCGAACUCACAGUGUCAGGAUUUCCCCCAUCACACUCAAUCGGCCCAUUAAUGGCCCGAAUCGUAGCCCCAAAUCCUUCCGUCCUGAAGGAUAUAACUGGGUCAGUGGCCACAAUCUCGGGAUUGUUCAAGCCAUCGAAGCCAAUGCUGUUGCCAGCUGGGCCGUAAUUGAAAUUCCACGACAGCUGAAUGGGCCCACGACCAAAGUAGGCCCGGUUAGGAGCGCAUGGAUACUGUGUGUUAGUCUCGUCGCAAUAGUCUCUAGAUGCGCCGUUGAUCUCCUCGAUGUAGCAGAAAUCUGGAAUAGUACUAAUACUACUUUUAUUAUAGAUGAUAAUAGAUAUUUUGUAAAAAUUGACAUG
Molecule: messenger RNA, 4344 nt
Organism: Striga asiatica
Lineage: Eukaryota; Viridiplantae; Streptophyta; Magnoliopsida; Lamiales; Orobanchaceae
Source: the annotation of a GenBank genome assembly